AGCAUAACACCUAUUGUCUGACAACUGACAUGGUUGACAUCCUAAACACUAUUUUAUAUGGAGCAACUGGUGUUCGACACUGGUGGACGCUGCCUUUAAUCGUCGCCCUCAUUCAUUUAAGUCUUGAAAGAGAGCGUCUCCUUUCCAAACAUCUUUACGAUUCAUACGUCGGCAACACUGCCAAACCACCGGCAGCUGGGGAAUGUGGAGAGGCGGAACGGCGAGCCAGAACAUUGGACGGAAGCUGCAAUAAUCUGGAGCAACCCAGUAUGGGCAUGCUUGGUUACCGAUUUAGUAGAAAUAGUGCUCCUGAAUGGAUUGAUGAUGGAUCUCGAUUACUGGAUCCUAACCCAAGAGAUGCUACAAACAAGUUGAUGGUCAGGGAUACAUUCAAGGCAGCUGAAACGCUCAACUUGAUGUCCGUAGCUUGGGUACAUUUCCAAGUACAUGAUUGGAUGAGCCAUAAAAGAGGAGUUGGAACUGGAGAGUUCAUCCAUGUCCCACUUCCAGAGGACGACCCAUGGAGACCCCAGCAAACGGAGAUGCUUAUACCUCGAAGUGUCAACGAUUCUCAAAGUGGGGAUGACCCAAGUAAACAUGUGUCGUUCGCUAACGAGCAAACUCACUGGUGGGAUCAAAGUCAGAUAUACGGAACAUCUCCUGAAAUUAAUGCAAAAAUACGAACUCACGUUGAUGGCAAACUAAAAUUGGACGACGAGGGACUUCUAUUUACCGAUGUGGACGGCAUGGAAGUCACUGGAAUGAAACAGAAUUGGUGGCUAGGUCUAUCACUGUUGCAUAACUUAUUUACAAAGGAGCAUAAUUCUAUCUGCGACUAUUUGAAGGAACAUCACCCUGACAUGGACGAUCAGGAACUGUACGACAAAGCUCGCUUAAUCAAUACUGCUGUAAACGCUAAGAUUCACACUGUCGAAUGGACUCCUGCUAUUUUGUCCGAUGAGAUUGGCUACAUUGCAUUGCAGUCGAACUGGUUUGGAUUGGAGAAUACUUUCCCAGACCAAAAGCUUCUGGUCGAUACUCUUCGAGCUACUGGUAUUCUUUCCCACCCAUCUGCUUAUGGUAUCGUAGGAAAUCCUGCAAAAUUCUAUGGUGUACCUUUCAGUCUCACUGAGGAGUUUACCGCUGUAUAUCGAUUUCAUCCUUUCCUCCCGGAUGGCAUUACUGUUGUUGACUCGGCUACCGGUCACCCCAUCAAUGGAGAAGAUAUUCCUCUGAUUGAUAUGACUUUCCGCAAGGCUACAAGCAUCAUGCACAACUACAAAUAUAAGGAUUUGUUGGCGACUUUUGGUACGCAAUUUUCUGGUGCAAUGGUCCUGAACAAUUACCCUAAGGCGAUGCUGGACUUCACUAUGCCUUAUGACAACCCACCAACCCGCAUUGAUCUUUCGACCGUCGACAUGAUUCGCGAUAGAGAGCGUGGUGUCCCUCGUAUCAAUAACAUCCGACGAAGUCUAGGUCUGCCCGCCUUCAAAUCUUGGGAAGAUCUCAAUCCCGAUCCAGAAGUUAUUGCUCAAAUGAAGACUGUCUAUAAAUCCGUUGAAGAUGUUGAUUGUCUUGUCGGAAUGGCAGCAGAAAUGCCCCGUCCUCCUGGUUGGGCUUUCGGAGAUACCACUUUUACAGUCUUCGUGGUUAUGGCUUCCCGCAGAUUGAUGACCGAUCGAUUUCUUACGGACGACUUUACCCCAGAAUAUUACACCCAAGAGGGCAUUGAUUGGGUCCGCAAUGCCACUUUCAAGGACAUUCUCCUUAGACAUGCACCUGAACUAAAAGACCUACUGAGCACCGUCUCUAACCCAUUCGCUCCUUGGACGUUCAAAUAAUUCUUCUGUGAUCUUCUAUUUUUAUCAAAGUAAAAAAUAAUAAGAGUGAUUGUAAUAAAUUCGUACGUGAUUUUUUUUUUCUUAUGAG
Molecule: messenger RNA, 1929 nt
Organism: Umbelopsis ramanniana AG
Lineage: Eukaryota; Fungi; Mucoromycota; Umbelopsidomycetes; Umbelopsidales; Umbelopsidaceae
Exons: 8
Coding region: 30-1841 (603 amino acids)
Biological process (GO): response to oxidative stress
Molecular function (GO): heme binding; peroxidase activity; oxidoreductase activity, acting on single donors with incorporation of molecular oxygen, incorporation of two atoms of oxygen
Source: RefSeq, a predicted model, not a curated record